This is a messenger RNA of Hibiscus syriacus, 644 nucleotides long. Its product is annotated as zinc finger protein JAGGED-like. The transcript has a single exon. NCBI's taxonomy places the organism in Eukaryota, Viridiplantae, Streptophyta, Magnoliopsida, Malvales, Malvaceae. Bases 14 to 580 code for a protein of 188 amino acids. Gene Ontology annotation, molecular function: DNA-binding transcription factor activity; transcription cis-regulatory region binding. Gene Ontology annotation, biological process: trichome differentiation; trichome morphogenesis; gibberellic acid mediated signaling pathway. Gene Ontology annotation, cellular component: nucleus. The record is from RefSeq and is a predicted model, not a curated record.
UUCUGCAUCUUAAAUGGCAGAGAGCUCAAUUCCAACCAGUUCAUCUUCAGCUGAUAUGGCACCAGAUAAACAAUCAUCACUUAAGCUAUUUGGUUUUUCUCUUACGGAGCAAGGGGAAACUUUCGAGAAAGCCGGAGAUUUUGGAGAAAGCAAGAAAUUCGAGUGUCCGUUUUGCCACCGAGUGUUCGCCAAUUCUCAGGCAUUAGGAGGCCAUCAAAAUGCACACAAGAGAGAGCGACAAAGGGCUAGGCAGGCCGAGUUUCACGGCCAUCAACGGUUCGUAGCGGCUGCUGCACCUGUUUUACGCCCCCAUGCCGUAAGGUCGAUGGCGCCGAGGUUUCCUGCAGGUUUCACCAGCAACAGUGCUGUUAAAUUUGUGCCAAAACGGCCUUCUGGUUAUUGUCCAUCAAGUCCACUGCUGCUUCCCUCUACUCCUUCUCGGUACCCUCCUCGAAUUUACGUAGCAAAGCCGUUGUGUUUUACUGCUACAGCGUCGGAGUUUAGUGGAGUUUCUAGUAAAUUGCCGGAGGCGGAGAUAGGCAUUGAUCUUCAUCUUAAGCUCUCCCCUUCAGGUUGUUAGAUUACAGAUAUGUGUAUGUACCAUGGACAUGUAGUUUAAGUAAUCACACUUUCAGCUUUUGGAU